Molecule: messenger RNA, 2876 nt
Organism: Gadus macrocephalus (Pacific cod)
Lineage: Eukaryota; Metazoa; Chordata; Actinopteri; Gadiformes; Gadidae
Gene: miga2
Product: mitoguardin 2
Exons: 16
Coding region: 363-2135 (590 amino acids)
Biological process (GO): mitochondrial fusion
Source: RefSeq, a predicted model, not a curated record
ACAGAAACAACGUCGCUCUUUUUUUCUGUGUGUUCAGUUGGUCAGCUCAGGGUUCCAGUUCUGCCCCUUGACUCCAUGCUGGUAUGUGAUGUACGUUGACGGCCGAGUGCCCUUCUCUAGAACCAAAGUUGUUGAGCAGCAUGGCACACCAUUUAAGGAAAUGAACCCACAAGCCCUGUGAGAUUUUGGUACAGCAAGGCUUCCACACGCAACAAAGUGACAGAGGAACUGGACCAGUUUAGAACUGGACGUUGACCAGUGUCUGCCAAAACAAGGCCAAGCCAGUAGGGUACACCCACUUUAAGGUGAAUGCGAAGGAGGUUUGAAAGGGGGAGUGGCCUGCGGGCAGUUUCCUUCCUGAGAUGUCCCUCAGACAGGCCGACGGGAUGUCCAUUGCCCAGGCGCUGGCCAUGACUGUGGCAGAGAUCCCUGUCUUCCUCUACUCCACGUUUGGACAGUCCAUAUUCUCCCAGUUGAAGCUGAGUCCCAACCUGAAGAAGGUGCUGUUUGCCACAGCUCUGGGCAGCGUGGCUCUGGCGCUCACCGCCCACCAGAUGAAGAGGAGGGGGAGGAAGAGGAAGCAGGUCACGCAGAGCAAAGACGUGCAGAAGAAUGGGGCUGGGAUGCUUGAGAUGCCGAUGAGGACGGGCAGAACCUCGUCGCUUAAGAGAGGUCCGUUUCCUGGUCGUCCAAGCCCGAGCAUGCGCAGUAAUGACACCAUGAGUGGAAUCUCCUCUCUGGCGCCCAGCAAACACUCAAGCUCCUCCCACAGCCUGGCGUCGAUGCGGGCCCCUCUCUCUCCAAACCAUUCAGUGACCCCGGCGGCGCCGUGGGACGCGGAGCCCGUAGCGGAGGAGACCGGCUCAGCGGAGGACGCCAACGCAGAGAACCUGUACAUUAUGGGCAUGGAGCUGUUUGAGGAGGCCCUUCAGAAGUGGGAGCUGGCCCUGAACAUUCGCCACCACAGCCGCUCCUCCUCCAGUAACAGCCUGGCCCUGCAGGGGGCGGCGGCGUGCGCGGAGGUUCCUUUGCUUCAGGCCGAGGCCCGCCACAAAGGCUUUGCAGAGAAGUUGGAGACCCUCCUCCACCGGGCGUACCACCUGCAGGAGGACUUCGGCAGCUCCAUCCCUCCAGACAGCCUCCUGGCUGACUUCGAAAGCGAAGGUACCCUGAUCCUGCCUCGAAUCGAGAGCUCUCAGAGACAGGGUGAGGACGACACCACCACCAUCACCUCUGAUGACUCCUUCUUCUCGGCCGCAGAGCUGUUCGAUGCCAUGUCCCUGGAGGAGGCGUACCAGCCCGUGAAGCAGGCUGCUCUCUAUGAAGAGGCGCUGGGUCUAGUGCGGGAGGACAAGGUCAUCUUCCGCUCCCUCCGAACUGAACUACUGGAGUGUUACGGUGACCAAGACUUCCUCGCAAAACUUCAUUGUGUGAGGCAAGCAUUCCAGGUUCUUCUAUUGGAUGGAACUCAACGCACGUUCUUCAUGGAGACGGGGAAACAGAUGAUCGCAGGCCUGAUGGUAAAAGCCAACAAGAGUCCAAAAGGUUUCCUGGAGAGCUACCAGGACAUGCUGCUGUACACCCAGAGAGAGGACACGUGGCCCAUCACCAAGAUGGAGCUGGAGGGCCGAGGGGUGGUGUGCAUGAACUUCUUUGACAUCGUGCUGGACUUCAUCCUGAUGGACGCCUUCGAGGACCUGGAGGAGCCGCCGUCCUCUGUGGUGGCCGUGCUGAGGAACCGCUGGCUCUCCGAGAGCUUCAAGGAGACGGCGCUGGCUACCGCUUGCUGGUCCGUCCUCAAAGCCAAGCGGCGGCUACUCAUGGUUCCUGACGGCUUCAUCUCUCACUUCUACGCCAUAUCGGAGCACGUGAGCCCGGUCCUCGCCUUCGGGUUCCUGGGGCCGAGGCAGCAGCUCAGAGAAGUGUGCACCAUUUUCAAGCAACAAAUUGUGCAGUACCUGAAGGACAUGUUUGACCACGACAAGGUGCGCUUUACCUCCGCCCCGUGCCUGGCCCAGGACAUCCUGAGCCUCUCCCACCGCCGCAGCGACAUCCUGCUGGGGUACCUCGGCAUCGACGGCCUCCAGGAGCUCAACGGAGCGCUGCCCGCCACAGACAGCUCCCCAGGGUCCUAGAGCCCGCCCGGUGGGGCCAGUGCACGCUGGGCCGCUACAUGUACAUAGGACUGAGGCUUUGAGAAGAAAAGAAAGAAAUGGACAACAGGCUGCUGUUUGUACAACGUCGUUUUAAUCCAAACUGAUGCAUCCGACUAUAGACCAAACCCGUCCCCCGGGUUUGGUUACGGUCAUACUGUAAUAAAAGAAAGAGCCGUAAAAAAGGUUAUAAAUAAGAGAACGAUGAAGAUGAGGAGCCUGGACGUGCUGCACGGUGUCCAUGUUUCAUCACAAACUGUUUAUCAACAAGGAAGUCCCAAAAAUCGGUGUUUGAUUGAUUUAGAUUGUAUCUGAAACCUCUGAUCCUCAGUGGUCACCCUACCCCACUGCCAGAGCACUAUUUACAUUGCAUCAAGUGUAUGCUGUAUACCCCCCCUGUGUCACAACUGGUGGCUUGUCCGUCACACCUCUAGUUCGAUCAGCGACCUGAAUGUUAUUUAGUAUUUAUUCCAUUUCCCCUUGUGUUUAAGGGACACAUUUGUCCGUGGAGAAGUUCUAUAUUUGUAAUAAAGGCUUCGUCCUUGGUAAAAAUGUUUUUGAUAAUUUCCAAGUCAAUCAAACUUCAAUCAUUGAUAUUUAAACUGAUUAACUGUUAUAAUAUAUUGCAGCAAUGGAAAAACAUAAACCAAGUUGUUAAGGAAAAUAUAUGAUUGAAAUGUUUUUUUUCCAUAAAAGAAUCACUCACUAACUGAUUUUAUUCCA